Vavraia culicis subsp. floridensis is the source of this 318-nucleotide messenger RNA. RefSeq lists its product as uncharacterized. NCBI's taxonomy places the organism in Eukaryota, Fungi, Microsporidia, Pleistophoridae. The transcript has a single exon. The record is from RefSeq and is a predicted model, not a curated record. Bases 1 to 318 code for a protein of 105 amino acids.
AUGGCAAUAAACGCCGUGCAACUUGCGUUCUACGUCUUAUUUCUGCGAGCGAUUCGAUACUUUGAUACGGAUGCCACAAUUUUCUUAAUUGACAGGAGAUACGCGGUAAAAAAAGAGAUGCUGAUGCCACUGAUCCACACUUUUGAUCGUUUUAUACGUGUUUGUAAUGCUAUCAGCAUUAGGAAAGAUAUUUUGAGCAUGCGGAUGUGUUGUGCAAUCGCAUAUAAACAGUUUUUAAAAAUUGUGUGUUGGAAAUGGAGAGUGUGCCUACUUGUGCUGCACGGUGAAGCGGAAAUGAUUACGUUCUACACGGUUUAA